Messenger RNA from Daphnia magna, 3132 nucleotides. RefSeq names its product dnaJ homolog subfamily C member 7 (gene Tpr2). Bases 94 to 2883 code for a protein of 929 amino acids. Gene Ontology annotation, molecular function: protein binding. The transcript has 10 exons. Lineage: Eukaryota; Metazoa; Arthropoda; Branchiopoda; Diplostraca; Daphniidae. The record is from RefSeq and is a predicted model, not a curated record.
CCGACGACGACCAAAAUGAAGUCGAGUGCCUGGAAGAUUUAGUCACGUUGGACGGCACGGAUUGCACCCAUGAUGACAUGAUGGAUUCGUCCCAUGGGUCACAAGAUGACAUCGUUGAUAUCACCCCACCACCUGAAGUUCGAAAUGAAAAUGCCUUGGUAUUCUUCUUACUACCCGGAGUCUUCGCCGCGAAGCCGCUUUCGUCAGCCGAAUCGCACCAGCAAUCCGGCCAGCAACGUGCCCCAUCAUCAUACGAUCCACAUUGCAACGUCAUCUUAUGCAAUGCCAUCGUUUCGUCAACACAAUCACUAUCCAGCGUGUCCGUCUCCGCCACCGUCAUACCCCCGUCGACAUUAUCAAAACGAGUUUAGUCAUUUUCGACCAGAGAGCACUGGUCUGCAUAGCGGUGCGACGAGUUACAGGCCACGCCAUUCAUCUCCGAAUUCAAGUGUUGGAUCGAGUCCGUUCAAGAGCCGAAGUGACGGAUCGACUUGGUACCAUCACCGUCGGACAGCCGAUUCAGCAACUGAGCGACUCUUAGCUCGUGCUGAUGCACUCACAGAAAGACUACAUCGUCUGUUGACUAAGUCUGCCGACUUACAUUGGCGCCGAACGGAUAACCCAGUGCGCUCCGAUAUUUAUAGCCAAAUGAGUCAGUCUAAGGCUCAGUCAACGACAACUGGAACGUCGCCGACUGCUAAUAUGGCAGCCGAUACAAAUGCGGCUGCCUCUUCCGUUCGAGUCGAUGACAUCACUGUGUCUAAAACUGAACCACGUCCAACCACUCGAACGCAUGUCAUCACCAUUAAGCUGAGUAACAGCUACAGCAACAGGGGCAAUCGUCGGUCUCAGCAUUUGGUUCAAGAGCCUGCGGAGGAUGAAGAGCAGCAAAGGCCUCAAGUGCCACCGAAGCCGCAAGAGAAUCAUAAGCCUCGAGAGUCGCACAAGUUUGAAGAGAGUCAAAAGCUUCGAGAAGCAAAGGAGACGGCCGAGCGGCAAGAGUCUCCAGAACCGCAGGAGCCAUCAAGGGAAACGCAUCGGCAAAAAUCGCAAGAAUCGCAGCCAAGUCAUUUUAAUUCGCGGACGUAUCGACAUUCGACAACUCGUAAGCCACCUGUCGUUCGGAUCAUUCCGAUUCAUAUCGAAGUGGAAUCGGAUGAUUCCGGUAUUGCGGUCGACCCAGAAAGGGACAUUCAGGUUCCGGAUGAGGAUCCACGAGUUACAAUAAAUAGCAGUCCUAUCCCUAGUCCUAGACAUGUUUCGUCCAUUUUCGUGGAUGAUCCUAUUCCUGUUGUCGAAAUACCUGUGAUGCCAGAGUCAACUGUAAAAUCAAAUGUCGAACCUGAGGCGUUGGACCUCGAACUGGAGGAACCAAUCCAUCCAGCCAGUGGUUCAACCAACAGCCGUCGUUGGGCUCUUACUCUGAGUCUCGCCGAAGAAAAGAAGGCGGAAGGCAAUGCUUACUACAAGGUGAAAGACUACAGAAAAGCUUUGGCGUGUUACACUCGAGCCAUCGAGCUCUGCCCGGACAGUGUGGCCUAUUAUGGCAACCGCGCAGCCUGUCGCAUGAUGAUGGGUUCGUACCAGGACGCUUUGGAAGAUGCCCGCGAGAGCACCCGCCUGGAUUCUAGCUUUGCUAAGGGCUACGUCCGUAUCGCUAAAUGCUGUUUGGCACUCGGAGAUACAGCGGCUGCCCUGAAUGCAAUCAACAAAGCCGAAGAACUCGAUCCAAAUUCUGAUCUGGCCAACGAAAAGCGCUCCCUUCACGUUCUCCAACAACUUGGUGAAGAGAUGAGCAAAGCCAACGCUAAAGGCGAUUAUCGUAAAGUAAUCUACUGUUGCGAUCGCUCUCUUGAACACGCCCCAGCUGCUCGUCGUCUGAAACUGACCAAAGCCGAAUGUCUUGCUUUACUCUCUCGUUACGCCGAAGCAGAAGAAAUGGCCAAUGAUGUUCUCAGGUUAGACCAGACCAAUGCCGAUGCCCUUUUGGUUAGAGGAUUGUGUUUUUAUUAUCAAGACAACAUCGAAAGGGCGUUCCUCCACUUCAAACAGGUUCUUCUAAUGGCUCCCGACCACGCCAAAGCUCGUGAUAUUUUCAGAAGGGCAAAGUUACUGAAAACGAAGAAAGAAGAAGGUAACGACGCUUUCAAGGCCGGUCGAUACCAGGAAGCACACGAAUUGUAUACUGCUACUUUGAUUAUUGACCCUAACAACAAGCUGACCAACGCUAAAGUGUAUUUUAACCGUGCUGUUGUACUUGUAAAGCUUGGAAAAUUGAAGGAGGCCUUGGGCGACUGUGACAGAGCCAUUGAGUUAGACGAAACCUAUAUUAAAGCGUAUCUGCGCAGAGCUAAGAUAAACAUGGACCUUGAACAAUUUGAAGAUGCUGUUAGAGACUACGAAAAGGUCAAUAAAAUGGAAAAGAAUCGAGAUUACAAGCGUUUGUUACACGAAGCGAAAUUGGCAUUGAAGAAGUCCCAACGAAAGGAUUACUACAAGAUAUUAGGCAUCGAUCGCAAUGCCAAUGAUGAUGAAAUCAAAAAAGCCUAUAAGAAAAGAGCACUCGUUCAUCAUCCUGAUCGGCAUUCAAGCGCCACCGAAGAGGAGAAGAAAGAGCAAGAAAAGAAAUUCAAAGAAUUGGGAGAAGCCUACGGCAUCCUGUCAGACCCCAAAAAGAAGUCCCGAUAUGAUAAUGGGCACGAUAUCGAUGAUAACGAUGGUGGUGGAUAUUCAAGUGAAAUGGAUCCUAAUCAAAUAUUCCAAGCAUUUUUCGGUGGGCCAAGCAUGUUCCGGAUGGGUAACAUGGGUGGAGGAAUGGGUGGGAUGGGUGGCGGCGGAAUGGGCGGCCAUUGUCCGGGCAGUUUCAACUUUCAGUUCGGCUAAGUGUCACUAAUGUCCUUUGAUACGCCAACCAUUAACCUAUAUGCAUUCAAAUCGCGAAGAGUCCGUUAUUGGCCGUAAGACAUGAGCAACUUUCGUCUUACUCUUCAGUCGGCAAAAUUUUCUUUUCGAAAGUUGAAGCAUGUGGCUGUAAAAACUCUUUUGCCAUUUAUUUGCGCUGUUUAUACAUUUACCCAAUCCUUAGACUCACCGACCGAUCUUCUUAUCAUGCUAUACACGGACUAAACUUUA